Effrenium voratum is the source of this 5604-nucleotide messenger RNA. NCBI's taxonomy places the organism in Eukaryota, Dinophyceae, Suessiales, Symbiodiniaceae. The record is from the annotation of a GenBank genome assembly.
AUGGCGACGACCAUUGGUGAGAUGACCAUCGGCAAUCAGGUGGUGGAGGGAUGCGACAUGAAUGUCAUCUCGAAGCAUUUGCUUUCCACGCCAGUGAUCAACGGUCUGGGGGAAGUCUGGAGGCUGAUAGAGAACGGCCACGCAAUCGACGGUAGGAACGCCAUCAACGUGACCAAUGAGGACACCUUUGACCUUGUGGUGAUGUCGAAGAUGAGAGCAUCGCGCACCAGAGGCGUGGUUGGUGUCUCCUUUGGCAACCCCAAACGCUACACUCAAGAUGACAUUGGGAAGAACCGUGCAUUGCUCUUCGAUAUGGAACGAGCCCUCAUGAUGUGUUACAAGAUCUUGCUGUUCACACUGAGGAGGACCAAGUACCUGGACAACAAGACGGACAUGGUCUGGCUGCUCAGACUCUGGAUGAAGGGGCACGGGAUAGAGGACCUGAAUGCGAAGGAGGCAACCAUCAUGUUUUGCACGGCCGAGAUCCACUACAUGUUCUUCCGACUGGCUGAGGUCUUCGACAUCAGGGAUGACACCUUCAUUGAGUGUGUUGGUCCGCUGUUUGGAGAGACACUGCCAGAGAUGGACAGGAUCAAGUCGAACCUCAUGGAGUUCCUGAAGAUGUUUCCUUGUGGUUUCGAGAUGUGGAAUGCAUUCAAAAGAGGAAUGGGAGUUUGCAACUAUGUCUUCGCUGCAAAUGCGCCCCACUCCAUCCACGCUAGGAAUGAGAAGAAGUUGAGACGAGAUUGGUGCGAGGAGUUGGAGAAAUGGAAUGACCGAGUACCCCCUUGGAACGCGAACAAGUAUUACGGCGUGUUCAAGGCUCCGGACAGACUCCCCGAGCUGGACGAGAACUUCGGUGCUCACGGUCUUCCAAAAUGGUACAUUCAGCAUGGGGCAGAAUGGAAAGAACCUCCACCUUUCGAGUCCUACAGGACGAGACCGGCACCCAAGCCAAUGCCGCGGAGUGCUCACUCGGCCUCCUCUGGUAGUGGGCCCGCUCCCGCUCCAGAUGGUGGUCGAGGCACAGCACCCGGCGUCGAGAUCAGCAGCGAUGAGGAGAACGAGGACAUCGACUUCGGCAAUGAUGAGAUGAAGGCCUUGUUCAUGAUCUCGGGUGGCAAGCCGGACAACAGAUGGAAAAUGGCAGAACUACCUGCGGGGAGUGCAGUCGAGCGUUGGCAGAGAAAAGGGAUCAACGGGAAUCUGGUCCGCGGUGACGUGGUGAGGUACGCCAGCUCAUGGACUUUCCUACCCUACAAGAUCUUGUUUCCAGUGCCGAUCGAGAAGGGGAAGGUGAAUCACUGGGAGAAGUACCUGCGGAAGGUAACCACGUGCUUGCUUGCCUGGCAUGAGCCAGAAAAGUACAUGCAGAUCACCAAGUCAUACGGCAAGAGCGACAAUGCGGCGUGGCUGAAGCUAUAUGCUUACCUUUGCCAACAGACUUCGCUUCUGGAAUGUGAGUUUCAUCCUGGAGCACGUCAGUUGAAAGCACUGGUGAGGGCCGCAGACAACUUGGACAAUGAGCCAAUGAAGCUCAAGCUUGCGGCGAAGAUCCAAGCCCCUGAGCACCUAUGCGACUGCAUGGAUCCACCGCAGAUGAUCGACAUUGCUGCACGAAAGAUGGGCUGCGUCUUGAUGUUGGAUUGGCCUCUCAGGGGCAAGUCGAACCAGGGCAAGGUCUACCUCGCCGGGAUCCAGCUGAUGAGCGACCUCGGGUGGGGAAGUGUGCAGGAGUUCUCCGAACCCCGUGACAACACGGCAGAACCCGACAAAGGAGACGUAGGGCUGCUGCAGAGAAUCCAACAUAUCAUCAACGUCAUGCAGGCUGAUGAGAAGAUGAAGUCUUACGCAGUACAUUUGGUGGUGUCGAUGCUGCAUUGCAUUGAUGGAAGAGCCAACAAGUGGAUCGUCAAGGACGGGAUUGUUUGGUCCAGCCUGGAUGCAAAGCUGAAGACGUUGGCCGCGACCACCCACAGCCUGGUCUCUGUCUAUGUCAACCACAAUGCUGCCUUUCAUGGGGCAACGGGCGACCUGGGCAUGUAUUCCAAGAAGUUUGCGAACAUGUGCAGGGAAAAGGGAUUCCUCGUCACUGAUGUGCAGUACCACUGGGACGCAAUCGCGUCGCAAUGCGUGCAGAUGAGCUCCAUCGUGGAGGGAUGCGUCGCUGAAGAGGAGGUGAGAUUCAAUGUCCCGCCUGGAAGCGACCAGAAGCGCUUUUACAAGUACGACCCACCACCACAGAGCUCCGGCCUUCGCGAGGACGAGAAGGAGAGAACCUUUUCCUCGGCAACUGCAAAGCUGUCUACCUCAGACGAAGAGGACAAGUCUUGGUUCGAGUCAAGCCAGCUGGCAAGUGGGAUGUUCUGCGAGAAUUGCAAGUCUGGUGGUGUCGAACAACAAAUGGACAGAGUCAACAAGGACCGACCGGAGUCGUGCAUCAACUGCGCGGCCAACAGCCAAGCUGACUUCCACGGCUACACUACAUCGAGUGUCAAGAAGAAUGAGAUCUUGAGGUUGUUCGUUGAGAUGUGCGGGAUCGUUGACAUGGCCAAGUUCUCCAUUGGCAAGAAAUUCCCCGACCUCAUCGUGGACAUCAUUAAGACCUUCUUCAGGACAAACGUGGCGAAGCCGCUCUCGCACUUGGGCUACAUCACGAUGGACCAGGAGUCUUUCGAAGGGUUCUUUGGUAGCUCUAGGAGAGGAAAGCAACUGGUUGUGGAGGAGUUCCGGUGCAAGGUCCACGAAACUAAAGAGAUUAAGACCUUCUUUCGGAUUGGAAUGGACUAUGGCAACGUCUGCUAUGCUGGUUGGUGGAGGUCACUUUUGAGUACGACUGUCUUGGGAGAGUUGUUCUCUAGCCUCAACGCAGAGCUGCUUGGUGACGGCUUUGAGAUGCUGCUUGGAUUCUUCGAAGUCCUGCAACACUUCGAGACUGUGCUGCCUCAAUGGGGGAAGAUCUACAGCUACAAGCGUGGGCUCGAGAUCUCCAUGAUCAACUUCGCGAACUCCGGAACUGUCGGUCCCAUGAAGAGGGUGGAGAAGAUGGUCUAUGCUCAUCCCGUGUCCGUCAAGGUCAUGGCUGCUAUGGAGGAAGAGUACGAGGAAGAGCAGGACGUACCGAGCUCUGGUUCUGAGUUCCCUGGAGACUACGGAGGCCGCUACGACGACAACUCUGACUUCGAGUGGUACGAGCCUGAUCCUGAAGAGGAAGCAGAAAUGGGGGAUGACGAUCCUGAGGAUUGGAUUGGAAACUGCACGGAGGAACAGGCAGAGUACGCUCGCGAGGCCAGUGAUAUGGGCUUCGAACGGAUGUCGGACUACUUCGCGACGAUGAGGCAGAAGGCGGCCCGCAAGAAGGAGAAGGCAGAAGAGAGGGCGAGGCGCAAAGGCAGGAAUGAGAAGGAUGAUAGGCACAUCAUUCUAGAGAUCUUCGACAACGGCAUCAAGGAAGCCAAGAGGAGGAGAAUCUGCCUAUGCUGCCAGCGCAAGGGCCACCACGCCGAGGAAUGCGAAGAGGAGGAGAAGAAGAAAGAGUACCAGGAGAAGAUCGAAUGGAUCCUUUCCAACGUUAGAGGUCAGGAGGAGCAGCAGCAUCAUCAACAGAAGAGGUUCGUGGCGAAGAUGUACGAGAAGCCCAUCUCUUUGGAGGACCUGGCUUGCUUGGCUGAGGGCGGAAUGUACCACAUCAAGGGCGAGCUGCUAGAGGGCGUCAACCACCUGGAGCUUACCACGGGUGUGAGGAGCAUUCGAGUGCCUGAUGUCUUUCAGAUUCCUAGCCGGGAAACCUCGAAGUAUGCUGGGCGAGAUCGCCAUGGAAACUGGUAUCCGGGCUACAUGAGUGCCUGCGCUGGUCUCCCGAACUUCGCGGAGCUUGAGCCGGUCAACCCAACUGAGAUGUGCUACGGCUACUUUCAGGACUCAAACUUCGAUGCUGACAGGACACAGGAGCACUUGGCGUCUUUGCUCAAGGCUGAUAGUGGGAUGAGCGAGCAGGAGAUCAAUGAGGUCAGACUGCUGAAGUUUGGGAUCCUACCGCCGUGGAGUGCCGGAAACUACUCCACCACCACUUGGAUUCCUGACUGUGACCACUUGCUUGUCGUCUACGUGCCCGCACUCACACUCGUGAAGUACGACUGUGGACUCACGGAGAACGGGACGGUGAUCUGCGGCUACCCUUUACACUUUUCGGAGGUCGAAGGGAUGUGGAUCGUUCGUGGGAAGCGGAACAUGGCGGUUGAGAAUCCAGUUCGCGUGUUUUCCAGACAUGUGGUCAACGAGAUAUGCGUUGGAUUCCGAUUCUCCACUGCUCCCGACGGUCACCAGCAGUUCAUCCAGAACAUGGAGACUUUCUUGGACAAGGUCUCCAAGGCGAACGGACAGGUGCAGCAUGUCGCGACGCUCCUGGAAGGUCUCAAGAAGGCCGAAAGAGAGAUGGAAGUUUUGCUGAUCAACGAGUACGUUCUCGACAUCAGGAAGGAGCUCGGUCGAAUCUUCACUGACGAUGGAUGUGACUGGGAAGAUCACCUCUGCAGGGUAUGCCCGGCAUGUGUAACUCUGAUCCCCGCCUUCCUCACCUUGUGCGUCAAUUGCAAGGGCCGGCUGCUUUCCGUCGGGAAGUUCAUCGAAGAGAUCGUUGACGACGGCGACGAGGUUCCUGAGGCCAAGACGGAGGAGAAGAUGCCCGAAGAGGCAAAGAAGGCCAAGGAGAAAGCCAUGAACACCGAGUCCAAGGAGGAGGAGUCGAAGGAGGAGGACAUGGACGAGGAGGAAGAAGUUAAGGCCUCCGGUGCUCGGGCGUCUGGGGACCAAACGUACUUUGCCGCCGACAACGAGGACGCAACGGACAACGAGUACGAGGCACCACAACCUGACGGUGAUGAUGAAGUGCCGGUCACACUCACUUUCGAUGACCUCAUGGCGCUGCCACCCGCAACGUGCCUGAACGGAGAGGAGCCAGGAAGCUACAUUGCCUACUUCCUUGCAUACCACCUCUUCCGCAAGUGGAGGUUGUUUGAAUCUCUCGCGGAUAGGGACCCGCAGGAAUACAUUGAUCAUCCAAGCGCCAAGCCCUAUGCCGCAAAAUACGAAUGGCCUGUCACUCCGCGUGGACCUGAUGGAGUACCUCUUCCUCCCGACAUCGACACCGCUCGCGAGUAUGUCAAUGCACACUGGCGGAACUUUGAGGGCGACGUGGAGAAGAAUGCGAGGUACCUCCUUCAGAAGCUGUCAGGGUACUACCACACUUACAAGCUGUGGAGAGUGGCUAUGAACUACCACAUUAGCAGGGACGUGUUCAAAAGAGACGGAGGUGCAGACCAACGAACAGUGGUCGGAGCAAUCAUGAGGAUACUCCGUAUCGCUUACGGCAUGCCCUACGUCGCCUUCACCCCUGGGUGGUUGCAGACUGUUAGCCUGGCAAGCUACUUCCUUGUGGCUCACAUUGUGACGACUGACGUGAAGAAGGAUGCCGACAUGCUUCUCGUUGUGUGGUGUGUCCAGAACGGGAUUGAGAUACCUGAAGGUAUCGUUGCUCCCAAGCAAGUCGAAGCAGCAAAGGAGCGCUUCAGGAUGAAGGCGCGCAGACUGGCCCUGGCUAUGUAA